Molecule: messenger RNA, 2953 nt
Organism: Gymnogyps californianus (California condor)
Lineage: Eukaryota; Metazoa; Chordata; Aves; Accipitriformes; Cathartidae
Gene: SERINC1
Product: serine incorporator 1
Exons: 10
Coding region: 65-1450 (461 amino acids)
Cellular component (GO): membrane
Source: RefSeq, a predicted model, not a curated record
ACCCCGUCGAGAGCGUGCGGCCGCUGCGCUUCCAUCUUUGAGGAGCCGGAGCCCGCCGCGGACCAUGGGCGGCGUCCUGGGCCUCUGCUCCAUGGCGAGCUGGAUACCGUGCUUAUGUGGAAGUGCCCCGUGCCUGCUCUGCCGAUGCUGCCCCAGUGGAAACAACUCCACCAUAACUCGGCUGAUUUAUGCAUUCUUUUUACUUCUUGGUGUGAGUGUUGCCUGUGUGAUGUUAAUACCAGGCAUGGAAGAGCAGCUGAAGAAGAUUCCUGGAUUUUGUGAUGGAGGGAUGGGAACAACUAUUCCUGGUGUGCACGGCCACGUGAAUUGCGAUGUACUAGUAGGUUACAAAGCCGUGUACCGUGUGUGCUUUGGUAUGGCCAUGUUCUUCCUUCUCUUCUCCUUAUUGAUGAUCAAAGUGAAGAGCAGCAAUGACCCAAGAGCAGCGGUGCACAAUGGAUUCUGGUUCUUUAAAUUUGCAACAGCACUUGCAAUUAGUGUUGGAGCUUUCUUCAUACCAGAGGGACCAUUUACAACUGUGUGGUUUUAUGUAGGUAUGGCUGGAGCAUUCUGCUUUAUUCUUAUUCAGCUGGUCUUGCUUAUUGACUUCGCCCACUCCUGGAAUGAAUCUUGGGUUGAAAAAAUGGAGGAAGGAAACUCAAGAUGCUGGUAUGCAGCUCUGCUGUCAGCUACAGCUGUCAAUUAUCUGCUGUCUCUAGUAGCUAUUGUCUUGUUUUAUGUUUAUUACACUCAUCCAGAAGGUUGUUCUGAAAACAAGACAUUCAUCAGUGUUAAUAUGCUGCUGUGUAUUGGUGCUUCUGUAAUGUCAAUUCUGCCGAAGAUUCAGGAAUCUCAGCCAAGAUCUGGUUUGCUGCAGUCUUCUGUGAUCACAAUUUAUACAAUGUAUUUGACUUGGUCAGCUAUGACCAAUGAACCAGAUAGGCGCUGUAACCCGAGUUUGCUGAGCAUCAUUGGUUACAACAGCACCACCAUUCCAACCCAAGGUCAGGUAGUUCAGUGGUGGGAUGCACAAGGAAUUGUAGGACUGGUUUUGUUUUUGCUGUGUGUUCUCUAUUCAAGCAUCCGAACAUCCAACAACAGCCAAGUUAACAAGUUGAUGCUGACCAGUGAUGAAUCAACACUGAUAGAGGAUGGAAUGCCCAGGAGUGACGGCUCCCUUGAUGAUGGAGAUGAUGUUCACCGAGCCAUAGAUAAUGAGAGGGAUGGAGUUACUUACAGUUACUCCUUCUUUCAUUUCAUGCUUUUCCUGGCAUCACUGUAUAUCAUGAUGACACUUACCAACUGGUACAGUCCGGAUUCUUCUUAUGAGACAAUGACCAGCAAGUGGCCGUCUGUCUGGGUGAAGAUAUCUUCCAGCUGGAUUGGCAUCGUGCUGUACGUGUGGACUCUGGUUGCUCCGCUGGUUCUUACAAACCGUGACUUUGACUAAGCUGUGCUGCUCUCUAGGGAGAUUGUGCUAGCAUCACCGUGUCUUUGAAACAAACAGUGUUCCAGAUAAUAGUGCAGUUGUAAAUACGUGUGUGUGUGCGUGCGUGUGUGUGCUACCCAUGUAGUAUACCCUGCUUUAUUCUGCAUGAUUACCUUGAAUCAUGUCUUUUGUCAUUUCACUGAAUGACUUUUUCUAGCUGAGCUCAGUGACAAUUGCUGUAAUGAUGGUUUUCAUAGGAGCUUCGGGAACAUUAGAUCUAAGAUCAAGACCUUUUGGAAGUAGGUUUUUUUCCCCCUCAAUUGCAUUAGAUAGUUGUAGGAAAAAAAGUGCAAGUGUUAAUUAAGGUAGCAAACCAGUAUUAGAUCAGGUUUCGCAAGCAAAGGAGGGGCUGCCUUUGAUGAUCCCUGUUGCCUUGAUUCCAAAAGAAAGUCUUGAGUAAGCAUUGCUAAGACUCAAAGUUGUGCAUGUUGGAGUUUACUGGACAUCUUGCAGCGUUUUGGCACUGACAGCCCGACCUUUUCCCGCCCUGAGGGCAGCGAUACCUUUAGCACAGAUGUUACGUGGGGAAGCUUGCACCUGAAGCUGCGGAGGAGCCGAUGUCCUCCGUGGUGCUGUUGGGUCCGACGUGUCCCAUUGCAGGCAGGAGGACGGUCACCCUGGGGAAAAACAUCCUGGUAUCGGAUGCUCAGAAGCAUGUUUUUAAGGCACCUGUUUACAAUGUGCAUCUAUGUAUUACUGGGUUUUUUUGCUGAAGUAGUUUAAAUGGGAUAGCUGUGCUGUAAUUUAUUGCUGUUUCAUGUGCCACUCUCUUGGCUAAGCUACAAUCACAGACUUUGCAAGGAGCCGAGUGGUGAAAACUGUGUAAGCCCUUUAGAGGAAUUUUUUGAGUCUUGUGGUUAAAAAGAAGUAGAGGAAAAGGAGCACUGAAUUAUAGUAACUAAAGGAGGCUCGCAUUAACUGAGGCUUCAAUGGAAGUGUUUCUUAAUAUAUUUGGGGCUCUAAAUUUUGAAAUCUUUUAAUGUAUUCAGUAUUUUGCUCGUUGUCCAUUGCCAGAGAUGGACUUGAGCCUAGAAAGUCUAAAUCUAGGCAGAAGGUAAGACAUUAAUCUGUUUGAUUAAAAUACUGUAUAGUUCCUGUGCAUUUACAAAAUCUUAAAUGCUUUUGUGCUUGCUGCUUUGUAAUUAAAGUAUGUAAGCUGCAUUAUUUCUCUCUCUCUUACUUGCUACGGCUUGAGACUCGAGCAGCCUGACUGGGAGUGACCCCACAGCCUUCAGCAGAUGUCAGGCUGAUCUGUUACCGUGGUGUUCAUACUGUUACUUCCUGUUGCUAAUUAUUCUCUAAGAUUUUAUUUUAAUUCUGCGCCUAAACACUGACAUUUACUGCAGAAGUCUGACAUGUCAGUCAAACUUGAGAUGGUAAUGGAAGGAUUAGUAAAGGCUUGUAGUAAUUUGGAAUAUGUUGUUACCUUAUUAAUAAAUAAAUUUGGAUGAAGAUGUCCAAUGA